Molecule: messenger RNA, 1495 nt
Organism: Argentina anserina (silverweed cinquefoil)
Lineage: Eukaryota; Viridiplantae; Streptophyta; Magnoliopsida; Rosales; Rosaceae
Product: VQ motif-containing protein 9
Exons: 1
Coding region: 124-1092 (322 amino acids)
Source: RefSeq, a predicted model, not a curated record
CAGGCCACCACCUCCCAAAACCCCCUUCAAAUCUCCCCCCAGAUCUUCCAGAUCACCCCAAAGCGUCUCUGUUUCUUCUGGCUUUUCCACCCUUUCCUUUGUUCCCCCCCCUUUGUUUUUAUUAUGGAUAAGACUUCUUCCUCUUCUACUGAACUCACUAGUAAUACUACUAGAGAUCAGUACCUGAAGCACCUCAACAAGCUCUCCCACAAGAUCUCUAAGCCCGUGACCCGAAAACCCAACUUCGACCCGCCUCCUCCUGUUGUUCCGGCCCCCAACCCCCAAAACGCGCCGCUUUCGCAGCCGCCCAAUCAGCACCAGCCUCCGGUCUACAACAUCAACAAGAAUGACUUCAGGGAUGUCGUCCAGAAGCUGACCGGUUCGCCGGCUCAUGCCGACCGGUUCGCGACUCCUCCGCCGAUUCACCCGCCCAAAACCCAGAGCUCCCGCCUCCAGCGCAUCCGCCCUCCGCCGCUCGCCACCCGCCCGCCGCCGCCUCUGCUCGACGGCGCCGUUUCUGCUCAGUCCAACAACGUUAACAACAACCCUCUCAUUCCGCCCAUGGGGACCGCCGCCGCGCAUUUCGGCCGGUCCGCCGCGCCGCUGUCGCCCCUGCCUCCUUUCCCGACCGUCCACGGCGCGGCGGAGUCCCCGGUCUCGGCCUACAUGAGGUACCUCCACAACUCGCUCUCCGGCGGCGAUUCGAAUCCGAAUAUGAGCCAGAAGCAGCAGCAUUUCUCUGGAUUCUCGCCGCUGGCGCCGCUCGUCUCGCCUCGCUGGACCAACCUGACCCCUCCACCGCCGCAGCCGGAGCAGAAUCAGAGUCAGAAUCAGCAGAACCAGAAUCAGAAUGAGAACAACAACCAGCAGCUUCCUCAGCCGGAACAGGGAAUGACGCAGUCGUCGGAAACCCUACAGCCUCCUCCUCCGCCGGCGUCCUCCCAGCCACAGUUCACCAUGCCUCCCUCGCCGCUUCCAUUCGGAUGCUUGAAUUCGCCUCUGUCACAGUAUGGCUUGCUUUCCCCAACUCAGCUAGGGUUUCCUCUUUCGCCCACCGUGCCUGCUCCAAGCCCUAGGUGGAAGGGUUUGUAGUCUUUCCCUUUCAGGUAAGUCAGCUCCAGUCUUCUAUCUUAAUGUCGACGAACAAUACACAGGAAGCUGUCUGUUUUUAGAGUUUGUAGGGUUCUUUUCUUUUCUUGCUCCACAGAAAGUUUGUACAUUAAUGGGUUAAGAGGUUUAUUCCAUUACUAGAGGUUAGGGUAUUGUCUUUGUUCUGUAAAUGCAAUAUAUGAGAAAUGUGAGACAUUUAGGUUUCUUCUUUGUUAUUGGAAAUUUGGGGGUCAAUGAGAUCUAUUGUUAUACCUAUAAUUGUGGGUUUAAGGAUGCUUUUGUUGAAUUUACUUAUAUGUGAAAUUCUCUACUUAUGUAGACUGAAGUAUUGAAUUUAGUUCAUAAUUUAUAUGGGGUCAAAUUUGUUUGUUAAUAUCAUCAUCGA